AUGUUGGGAGCGGAAAGUUUGGUUCCUGGCGUACUUUACUCCAACUCGAUCCUCGUUGAGGCUACUCAUAAAAUGUCAGAGGCCACGUUUUGUGAUGUGCUUAUUCUGGGUGCUGGUAUUUCUGGACUUGCUGCAGCCAAACUACUAACUAAUGAAGGACUUAAAACUAUUGUUUUAGAAGCGCGAUCAAGAAGUGGUGGCCGGAUUCAUACAGUUGAUCUUCCUUCUGUUACUGACAAAUCACAUGAUAAGUCUGUCGUCGACCUGGGGGCUAGCUACCUUCAUGGAUGCAACAAUUCGCAGGAUGUCCAACCUUUGUUUACGCUGGCUAGUCGUUUAAAAAUCGCUACUUCUCCUGCCGCUGGGGAUGUUUUAGGUACGCAUCGGGGUUGGGAAUGUCCAGAGGUAGCUGUUUGGCGAGAUAAUAAAUCGGGGAAGGAAAUUGGCUUGGAAGAAGUGGCGGACAUGAGUUUUCUACUUGACAGAUGCUUACUGUACAUUCUUAUGGCAGCGAAUCAGAAGAAACAAGAGAAUCGAUCAAAUAAAACUUUAGCUACUGCUUUACCAAGUGCUCUAGAAUCAUGUCUUCAUUUACUAUACAAGGCAGGCUACCGAACUUCUCCAACUCUUUCUCGAAGAGAAAAGGGCAUUUUUGAUUCCCUUUUUGCUCGAUACAUAGCGUAUGUAAAUCCGGCUCAUAGACUCUCUCCUAAACUUUCUUUGGGACCUCAUUUCGAAGCUGAUGCUAUGGCAGGUUUAGCUCUGAAUGUUGACCAACCGAGCUCUGUGUCCAAAAGAAUCUAUUUGGAUUGGUUGCAAGAAAAAAGAACCCAUUUAAGUUUGAAUGGCUCGUGUAAGAGCAUUGCUCGUCGAACCGAUCACAAAUGGGAGGAUCGUUUAGUUUUAGAUGGGUUCUCAAAGUUUGUCGAAUUUCUAGCGUCUGGUGUAGACAUUCAUCACCGAUGUGUUGCACGACAUGUGUAUUGGUCAAAUCACACAGACUUUGGUAAAUCUAAUGAAGAAAUUAAUAUCCAAUUAAUUCAUGACAGUGCUGCCUCAUGGUCUACUAAAACUCUUAUGGAUUUUAUUGAGUCUUCUAAUCUAGUAUGUGUUGAUGUGGCACAGUACUCAGGGGAAUCGUCUACGUUGGUUUUCAACAGACAAUCUUCUAGGCGUUAUUUUGCACGCUUCUGCAUCAUAACAGUCCCUGUUGGUGUACUCAAAGGCCUUGAUCGUCGUAGUGCCAUCCAUUUUCAUCCGUGUUUGCCUUCAAGGAAAAGACUUGCAAUAGAUCGUCUUGGUAUUCCAAAGUUGGGAGCAGAAACUCAUAAUAAGGUUAUUUUAAUGUUUAACCCAUCAGAAAUUUUUUGGGAUCGUGACACGCCUCAUAUUACGUGUCCCGGCGCUUACCUUCAUAUACUUAAUUGUGACUUUUAUGGAAAUCCUGGUGUUCUGGUUGCUCACGUAUGGGGUGGUUCAAAGCUCAGGAUCACUGGUCGAUCUGAUCAAGCUGUCGUCAAAACUUUACUAGAUUUAUUAGGUGGUAUGUACCCUUCUCAGUGUCCAUUGCCUGAACCUAUAUACACUCACGUUACUCGAUGGUCAGAAGACCCGUUUAGUUUGGGUGCUUAUACUGCUGGUGAGGUUGGCUGUAGUGACGCUGAUCGACAAGCUUAUGCAAGUAGCCUGCCUUCCACAGUUUGUCCGAAGUUGCUUUUUGCAGGUGAAGGUACCGUUGACAGUUCUGGUGGUCAACAAUGUACUCAUGGUGCUUUCUCAUCAGGCGUUGAUCGUGCUUUAGAUGUUUUAGAUUAUAUUCAAGGUAGCCGUUGCCGUUUGCGUGAUGUGCGCAUCAUUGAUUAUCUCACUGGACAUCGUUAUGACCUAUUCCCUCCUCAUGAGAUGGUACGAAGAACAAAAAAGCGGAAAAUAGCAAACUUGACUGUAGACUGUAAAAAACCUAGUGUUAAUUCGUCUGGUAAACAAGAGUCAUCGUUGGCUAAAUGUAUUCAAUCUAGUCAGGAACUGGUAAGCACAGAAUCAUCAGAUAGCCAGUGUUCUGAAGGUGAUUCAAGUCCAUCUAUUUUGGAUUUUGAAUCUAUUGAAUCCUGUAUAUUGUUUCCUAAGCCAACACGGCGUUCAACUCGCCUUACUACAUGGAUUUCCUCUCAAGCAUCUUCGUCUCUUCGAAGAGAGUCCAUUUUAAUGUACCACAAAAAAAGACACUCCGGUAGUUUUAAUGCUCUAAAUAACUGCAGUAAGCGUUGUAGUCAAGUUAUGUCAACUGAUAGUCGUGCUAUUUCAAAAAUUAUUGAUGGAAAGCAUCCAUUUUCUUGCUUCACAGGAGACCACAAUUCUAAUCUGCUCUCGAAAUCUGUAUCGGAUUCACUACCGUCAUCUGUUAGUCCAACUCUACUCACAAAGACUUGUCUUUCAAGUAUACAUACUUCAUCCCCCCUUUCUGAUACGGCUGGCUGUAUACUAAUAGAUUGUAAUGAAAAUUUGAAAAACUUUUCUCUUCCUAUAAACUCUGUAUCCCAAUCUACCGAAAGCGAUUUAGAACCUGAUAUAAAAGGUUUGCUAUUUUCAGAUGGUUUAUUAAACAAUAAUAACAAUUGUAACUUAGAUUCUACACUGCAUUCAAAUAUGUCUCUUAAUAACCGUUCCAACGAAAAAAUCAUCGAUCAUAUCAAGCCAACUAACUAUGAACCUGUUUUUGGUGCUCUUCCAUUCACAGGAGCUUGCAAUAACUCAGGACUUCAAACUAAAUCUUUCUCUUUUAAAGAGGCUUUAAUUAUUAAAGAUGUACCAGUUUCCAUGUAA
Schistosoma margrebowiei is the source of this 2823-nucleotide messenger RNA. NCBI's taxonomy places the organism in Eukaryota, Metazoa, Platyhelminthes, Trematoda, Strigeidida, Schistosomatidae. The record is from the annotation of a GenBank genome assembly.